Messenger RNA from Huiozyma naganishii CBS 8797, 918 nucleotides. It is a transcript of the gene SNP1, whose product is annotated as U1 snRNP complex subunit SNP1. Bases 1 to 918 code for a protein of 305 amino acids. Gene Ontology annotation, molecular function: U1 snRNA binding; mRNA binding. The record is from RefSeq and is a predicted model, not a curated record. Gene Ontology annotation, biological process: mRNA splicing, via spliceosome. Lineage: Eukaryota; Fungi; Ascomycota; Saccharomycetes; Saccharomycetales; Saccharomycetaceae. The transcript has a single exon. Gene Ontology annotation, cellular component: precatalytic spliceosome; U1 snRNP; U2-type prespliceosome.
AUGUCCAAAUUUCCACCCGAUGUUGCUGAACUAUUCAGCAGAGGACCCCCAUUACCCUAUAGGAAACCCAUUGACUAUCCGUUGGAAAAACGUCGAACGAAUCCAAAUAUAACGGGACUCACAAAGUAUUUGAGCUCAUUGCACCAGUAUAAGGAGGAAUUCCCGCGCGGGACAGCGAACAAGCAUCUCCGCGUGUACGAAGACGUGAAACACGAGAAAGAGAAAGAGAUGGAUAAGUUACAGUUACUUUGCGAGGAAUGGAAACCCGCUGAGGACCCAAAUAUAGCGGGGACGGAUCCUUACAAAACGAUAUUUGUUGGGAGGUUGCCCUACGACACUACAGAACUGGAUUUGCAAGAGAUAUUUGGUAAGUAUGGGGCUGUUGAUAAAGUGAGGGUUGUUAGGGAUAAGUCGAACAAAUCGCGAGGAUAUGGAUUUGUUUUGUUUGCGGACCCACAGGCGUCCAAAAGAACAAUGAGGGAGACUGGUGUCCACAGGGGGAUUCCAAUAAAAGGGAGGACUUGUAUUGUGGAUUUUGAGAGAGGCAGAACAAACAGGUACUUCACACCGAGAAGAUUGGGCGGAGGACUCGGCGGCAGAGGCUACACCCAGACGCCGCCGAGAUCCAGCCGGUUCGCACCGUUAAGGGCUACGGGCUCUGACCAUUUAUCAGGGUUUGGUGCCACACGAUUCACUUCAGAUAACGGGGAAUUUCGCACGGAAAGAUACGCACCAUCCUCUGCUACAGCCGCAAGAGGCCCCAGCAGAUACAAUACCCAGCCGCAGCCGCAGCCCGCACCAUUCGAGCAGCAGCACAGUGCGGGGGAGGAAUUUGUACCUACUGUACUAUACAAGUCAAGAACUGCGCGAACAAGACCCACCGCGACAGACUCCGAAGAUCCCGGCAUGGAUUACUGA